Molecule: messenger RNA, 5554 nt
Organism: Grus americana (Whooping crane)
Lineage: Eukaryota; Metazoa; Chordata; Aves; Gruiformes; Gruidae
Gene: CTDSPL
Product: CTD small phosphatase like
Exons: 8
Coding region: 442-1275 (277 amino acids)
Molecular function (GO): RNA polymerase II CTD heptapeptide repeat phosphatase activity
Source: RefSeq, a predicted model, not a curated record
UGCCUUCUAACGCAGGCUUGCCAGGCACAAACACUUAAAAAUACUUCGAUGGUAGCAGUAUAAUUGGACUCUUGCUUUCUGAUUUCUCAAACAUCUGGGUUCGUAUUCCGCAGUUUGUUUAUUUUUAUACAAGCCUAAGAAGGAAUAAGAAGCUCGAGGCUGUAGCGGGACCAUCAGGCUGCAGACUCAAGGCUUAAACAAGCAGCACGAGAUCGAUGGGGCUGCUGUUCUUAGGACUCUUCUCUUCCUAGAAGUUUUCAUCCUUUUCACGGGCAGUUAUUUUGCUCCCUCUGCUCCCUUACAGAAUUUUUGCUGUUGUAAAUGGUUUUGCUAGUGGAAUUUGGUUUUAUUUACAUAUUCUAUUAGUAAUGUGGACUAUGAAUGCCUACUGGAAAUCAGGAUUCUCUUGACUCCUUCAUGUAAACAAACCAGUUUUCAUGAAUGGCUGAGAAAAUCUGUUCCACUUCAGAUUAUAACGCUGAGUUAUGGACCAAAAUGUAUUAUACUCCUUAUUGUGAAUACGUGUCCCAAUGUAAUAUCAGCUUGAAGAAGCAGAGGAGUCGAAGUAUCUUUAGCACCUUAUUCUGCUGCUUUCGUGACUACAAUGUCGAACCACCAUCUACCAAUAGCACCAGUGCUCUUCCUCCUUUGGUGGAGGAGAAUGGAGGACUUCAGAAGGGUGACCAGAUGCAGGUCAUGCCUAUACCAAGUCCACCAGCUAAAUACCUCCUGCCAGAACUGACAGCAUCAGACUACGGGAAGAAGUGUGUGGUCAUUGAUUUAGAUGAAACUUUAGUGCACAGUUCAUUUAAGCCAAUUAGCAAUGCUGAUUUCAUCGUUCCUGUUGAAAUUGAUGGAACCAUACAUCAGGUUUAUGUAUUGAAACGACCACAUGUGGAUGAGUUUCUUCAGAGGAUGGGAGAGCUCUUUGAAUGUGUACUCUUCACAGCCAGUCUAGCCAAGUAUGCAGACCCAGUAGCCGACUUACUGGAUCGCUGGGGUGUGUUCAGGGCAAGGCUCUUUAGAGAAUCCUGUGUUUUCCACCGAGGAAAUUACGUGAAGGAUCUGAGUCGACUGGGACGUGAGCUGAGUAAAGUUAUUAUAGUAGAUAAUUCUCCUGCAUCUUACAUCUUCCAUCCUGAAAAUGCAGUGCCUGUGCAGUCCUGGUUUGAUGACAUGACAGACACAGAGCUGCUAGAUCUUAUUCCUUUCUUUGAAGGACUAAGCAAAGAGGAAGAAGUUUACAGUAUGCUUCAUAAACUCUGCAACAGGUAGCCCUUAACUUUGACUGACUUCUGCUACUAGAUUGCAGUUGCUAGAGGCUGUCUCCAUCUUUUUCAGCUCUUUCAAAUAUAAGUGUUGGGGAGGUCACCCCUGUCAGAAGUGCUACUCUUGAUCUUCCUGUUACAUUGGACACGAAGGACAAUCAUGAGUGAUGCUAUUAAGCCUUCAGAAGCCUGACUCCUAAGGUCAUGUGUUCAGACUACUUUUUUAAAGGAAAAAAAAAAAAAAAAGCUAUUUUAAAUGGGACUCUUUUAAUGAAUUUCAUAAAUGGACAACUUUUACUGGAUCAGCUUUUCUUAAAACAUGCCAAAAAAGAAGCUUGUAUUUCAGCAGUUGAAUUUCUCUCCCUUUCUUCCCCUCCCACUAUGCAGACAAUUUUACCCCCCUGCUUAGAGCAGUUGACCUGACUCUGAAUUUUUUCUUACAGAAUGAAGUGCCUUUUUGAAUGUUAUUUUAAGAUAAAAAUUCAUUUUUGUAUAAGACGUAUUUCCAGACAUCUUUUAGUCUUGUAUUGUCUAAAUGCUUUAAAAGGAAAAAGGAAAAAUUUUAUAGAGCACUGUAAUAUAUAACAAAGGAAAAGUUGAAACAAAGAUGCUGGGUUCCUGUCUCCACAAUGACAUUAAGUUGUAUUACAUUUUGUCAUGCUCAGAAGGUUUAAGCGUUUGCGGGAGGGGUGAUUUGGGUUAAUUACAUGGUUGUUUCACUGAUACGAUUUUGGGCACAGUUUUGAACAUAUCUGCAGUUGUUUGAGUAUAGGGAAUGAUGGAAUUGAGAAAAUAAGGUGGCUGAUAGAUCUAAAGCACCUUUUCUUCUAAACAGAUGAAGUUCUAUUGUCUCUGCUUACGCACAACUGCCAUGCCUCUCGUUUUUUGGAAAACCAUUAUCUUGGGAGAAUGGGGAGGAGAUCUAUUUAUUAGUUUAAGAUUCUUUUCUUAAAAAAACCCAUCUGGGUAAGCUGGAUCUGUAUUGAGCUGUUUGGAGUACUUUUUUCUUUUAAAUUGCUGCUACUGUAUACUCACCAAAUGGAGUUGACCAUCGGCUGUUAUACUGUUUUUGCCACUGUGCCUGUGCUAGGAAACAUUUUCUGUAAGCUGCAAACUUGGGCAAUAAAUAAAAUGCAGGCUUCAUAACCCACCCCUAUGUAUUAAUACUACGGUAUUCGAUAUACCGGAGAACUCAGUUAAAGGUGACCUGCAAAGGAAAUUUUUUUUUAUUAUUAUUUAUAUUUUUUUUCAAUUUGAAUGAAGCCCUCUCCUUUCUUUGGUAUAUAAAAAUGCAAAAAGUAUUCUUCCCACAUCUCUGAUUUGUCUGUCUUCUUCCUCAAGGUGUAAGGUACAGACUGGGAGCUUUAUCAAGUCUUGCUAGAAGGACAGAAGUUACUAGCCUAGACUAAAAGUGGUCCUCUGGCUUUGGAGUUGAGUAAGUCUCAUCUCUGAGAACCUGCUUAGCAUCUUCUGCAGUGUCAUAGGUACCCUUUCAAAAGAAUAAUUUUUAAAUAUUUAGGCCUUUGAAGAACAAGGCACACCUAUUUUUUUUUCUUCCUUUCCAGUGUCACCUUUUUAAUUAUUUUCCGCACCAGAAAUCUACAAUCAUAAAACUUACAGCUACGUUUGGCUGUCAUCAGAGAAAACGCAGUGGAAUAGUUGGUGCUUUUAAUUAGCCUAGUGCUAAAUUUUGAAUAGUAGAUCCCCUCCGCCUUUUCUGUUCUUCUUCAAUGACUUGGAAAAAAAUUUUUUUGCGAUGGACUUGUAUUGUCAUCCGCGUCUAAAACAUCGGUGAAGCAGCUUAACAAAUUCAUUCAUAGAAGGGCAGGCCAGCCUACACAGGCAGUGAGUAGAUUGUCGUAGGUGCAGUAUAAAACUGAAAGAUGACUUGCCCCCUUGCAGUGCAGCUGUGCUCCAGCUGCUCGCUGUGUCUCAUAGCGAGGGAUGUUAGAGGCAGUCCCGUGACACUCGUGAGUCUGUACGGCAUCACCGUUUUGUUUUCUUACCAGUUGGCAUUACCUUAGUACUGUAUAAUUCUGUGCCACAACAAAAGACAAAACUGUCAAAUUUAAGAAAAAAAAAAAACAAACAACCUAUGUUGUUUAAAAAAUGAAAAAAAAAAAAAGACGUAUGGAUUCUGGUUAGUCCAUUAACGUUUAUUUUCAGUUUAAGAUUGUUUAAUUUUGUAUUUGACUUCAGAGUAAUGAAACUGUAAGCUGCCAAAAAGUUGUUCUCUGAGCAGUAUUUUCAACUGUGUUUGUAGCUUCUAGGCUUCAAAUACAGUUUGCAGGGAAGUAUUCAGGUUGUAGUUAGUUGUGCAGGUAUGAUAGGAAUGGCUGAAAAUAUUCAAAGACUUUCUCGCUAGCAUUAGACCAAACAAUCUUCCAAUUAGACAAUAAAUUACCCCACGGAGACAUUGCCAUUUAACGGUUGUGACCUGUUGUACGUGAGACGUCAUUAGUUUGCAUUUAUGAAAGCAGCGAUUUCAUGAACCAGUUGCCUUAAGUCUGUGAAUGAAUGUUGAUUAUUAAAGUGUCUUGUAUUGUUUUAAAAUCCACAUAUAAUGGACAACUGAACUUCUGCACCAGCUUCUGGAAGAACGGUUCCGAUGAUGUUCUGUACAACCAUCCGUAUUCUGUAUUGUUUAUCUCAGCUCUUGAAAUCCACAGAUUUCCAGAAAAAGCUUAUUUUAACCGAGUCCAGCAUUAAAAUGACACUUGGUGACAGUACAGAGGUGAAAAACAGCAACAGUUUUGAUCUCUGCUAGUAUCUUAAGGGUAUUUUCUAUAACUUCUGAUGAAAUUUUUUUUUUUUUUUUUUUUAAACUCAUUCCCAUUGAAAUAAAACUUGGAGUGUUCUGCAGUCAGGUUUGGACUUCCCUGGGUAUUCAAAUUUGGCCAAAGGGAUCAAACUGUCAUAGUUGUUUAUUUUGACACUAUCAUCGUACUUGAAAUUUCAAGUUUUAAGUUUUCGUGAAUAUACAUACACUAUAUAUUUAGAGUUUCUAGAUUUUAACAAAGCAAUAUAGUCUGUCCAUAAAGUCAGAUAAUGAGUGGAAUGUUUGUAAAAUUUGCAAUACGGGUAUUAGAUUGUAUUUUAAAUACAAGAUUUUAAAAAUUAAAAUAGGAAAAAAUACUUGUUUCCUAAAUCUCUUGCAUAUUUUGAAGUGCAGUUAAUGGAUGCAGAUCACCAGGGCUGUUAUAAACCCUGGUUUUCAAUUCUAUUUCUGGGUAUUAUAGAAGUAUUAAAGAGUCUUUUCCAGUUGGUCAUUCUGUUCAGCUAAAGAAACGCUGCCUGGCCUGAAGUUCUGUUGUCCUUUUAUGUUGGGUUAAAAAAGGUUUUUUGCCUGUAUAGGUAUUUUUAAAUUAAGCUGUAAGGCAGAAUGCCUUAGAUUCUUGAAAUUCAACUGAAGUGUUACGAUUAAAUUGCCAUUUGUAAACUAGGGCUGUGCGCAGAAUACUUGUUAACCACCAGGAAGCGUGGCAGGUUUUGAAUGGAAGAUCGUAGCAAAUGUACAAUAUUGCUGUGUUCAUUUAGGUAGCUUUGGAAGAAUAAUUUGUCUAUUUGUUUUUGCCCUUUAAUCUUUUUUAAACAGCAAAGUUAUACAUGGAAGAAACUCAACACCUGAAGAGAUUUGGUUAUCAGUGUAUGCAAUCACUUUAUCACAGCAUGAUUUUGAUUAGACUGGUUGGGGACAAUAAAGUAUCUAAAUGACACUGGUGUGUACUGAUGUUGCAGCUUUUGAAAUUUCAGUGUAAAAAAAAAAUCUGUAGCUAUAUAAUUUACAAACACAUAAUCCUAUGUUUUACGGAUUCUUUUUAAACUAAUAAAACACAGUACCGCACAGCCCUAUUUGUAAAACAAAAACAAGUUUGUGCCUCUGAUUUCCAAGGUGCUGUGAUGAUACGCCUUUGUGGGGCGAGGAGGGCAGGUGAGACUUGCGUGGGGCGAUUGCUUAAAAAUCUCUGGGCUAACUAUGCAAAACCAGUUGUCAGUUUUCUGUUUCACGUUAUAUUGUAAAAAUCCAGCUGACUUUUCUUCUUUCUUGUUAAAGAUCUAUUGGGAACUUCUUAUCAGAGGAGUAAGCAAUGGAAAUGUUUCUUUCUUUUUUCUUUUUCUUUUUUUUUCUAAUAAUGGAGCUGUUUACACUUUAAUGCAAUGAACAAUCCAGCGAUACUUGAGAAACACUACAGAUACCAUAUGAGUGUUUUCAGGAGAGAGAAGUGUUGUCAAUCAGGUAUUGAAUGGUUUCUUUACUGUCACAAAUAAAAAAUUUUAACAAUAUA